UAAAGCGAACGGCCCCGGCCGGACUCGGCUCUCGGUAACAGGUGGGGGGAGGGGCGAAUUAGAACCGACGCCAGUAUCAGCAGCCCGACCGAGUAUGACGGAGGUGGAGCCCCAGGGACCCGAGGAGGCCCUACAGCCUCAGGAGGCUGAGAAAGUAUCGCCAACCGACACGGUGCCCAACCGUAACCAAGUCGCCAAGAAAGUGCUGGCCACCCAGGUGCAGGGCACGGUGAAAUGGUUCAAUGUGCGGAACGGUUACGGCUUCAUAAACAGGAAUGACACCAAAGAAGAUGUCUUUGUCCAUCAGACGGCAAUAAAGAGGAACAACCCCCGGAAGUUUCUCCGCAGUGUUGGCGAUGGUGAGACGGUGGAGUUCGAUGUGGUGGAAGGAGAGAAGGGUGCUGAAGCCGCCAAUGUGACCGGCCCGGGCGGUGUUCCGGUGAAGGGCAGCAGAUUUGCCCCCAACAGACGCAGGUUUCGUAGGCGUCCUUUUCGGCCAAGAGCGGACGUGGCCGGGUCUGGUGGAGAAGGUGGGAACUCGGAGCCCCUGAGCGAGGGGGAGAGGGCGGAGGGCGCGUCCCCUCAGGAACAACCACCACGUAGACGCCCGCCUCCUUUCUUCUUCAGGCGUCGCUUUGCCAGAGGCUCCAGGCCGCCUUCUCAGCAGCAGGCCUCUGAGGAUGGAGAGAAUAAAGAUCCGGCGCCUUCAGAAGUUCGGCCUGGAGGAGAUGACCAGCAGAGGCCUCCCCCUCGCCGCUUCCGUCCCAGAUGGCGCAGACCCUUCCGCCCUCGCCCCCCACCGACGCAGACCUCUGAAGGAGGCGAUGGAGAUGGCGAUGCCAAACUCUCCAAUAAUGAAGCACCACGCCCGGAACCUCAACGUCAGAGGAAUCGCCCGUAUUUCCAGCGUCGCAGGCGAGGGGCCCCGGGGCAGGCUGCAUCCCAGGGUGAAGGGAAAGAUUCCGCAGAACCCAGCCAAAGCCCCUCAGAUGUUCCUAAACCAUCCGACGGCCCUGCAGAGCCUGGAGGGAGCCAGGCUAAUACCCUGAGGGCUCUCCCCAUUCCUACCAUGCUGUGGUCUCCAGACCCUGAGGGCUCUCCCCAUUCCUACCAUGCUGUGGUCUUCCAGACCCUGAGGGCUCUCCCCAUUCCUACCAUGCUGUGGUCUCCAGACCCUGAGGGCUCUCCCCAUUCCUACCAUGCUGUGGUCUCCAGACCCUGA
Nanorana parkeri is the source of this 1222-nucleotide messenger RNA. RefSeq names its product Y-box binding protein 2 (gene YBX2). Gene Ontology annotation, biological process: regulation of gene expression. Gene Ontology annotation, cellular component: nucleus. Gene Ontology annotation, molecular function: nucleic acid binding. The transcript has 9 exons. Bases 95 to 1222 code for a protein of 375 amino acids. The record is from RefSeq and is a predicted model, not a curated record. NCBI's taxonomy places the organism in Eukaryota, Metazoa, Chordata, Amphibia, Anura, Dicroglossidae.